AUGAAAUUUGCUAUGAACUUCAUAUCUUCACAAACUUGCGUUACUUUCGAAGAAAACUGUACUAUUUCAACGAGAAUAAAAUUUGUUGACAGUACUUUCUGUGCUUCAUAUGUUGGAAUGAUUAACAGUGUACAAGAAAUUUAUUUUCCUGACUGGUGCAUGCGGUUUGGAUCCGCCGUUCACGAACUAAUGCAUGCAUUGGGUGUUCUGCACACUCAUGCUCGUUUUGAUCGAGAUAACUUUCUUAAUGUAAAUCUGAACAAAGAUGAUGAAGACGACAGCAAUUUUGAGAUUGUUUCUCCUCCCUUUUCUAUAAACGUUGUACCAUAUGAGUAUGGAAGCACUUUGCACUAUACAGCCGAUGUAUCGGGAACAAAUUCACUUCUUCCGAAACAAAUGGAAUAUUAUAGAACACUAGGAAAUCGAAGAGUUACAUUUUAUGAUAUGUUAACUAUAAACACUGCAUACAACUGCAAAUGUCCAAGUGAAUUAUUGUGUGCAAAUGGAGGAUAUACAAAUCCGUCCAAUUGUUUGGAAUGUAUUUGUCCAUUGGGAUAUGGAGGAGUGUUAUGUGAUCGAGUAGUUGCUUGUAGUGUCCAGUUAAGUGCAGAUUCGUAUUGGAAAGGAUCCUGGAUUUCUGUUGGAAGUAGUGUUUUGAGAGAUACUACAGACCCCGUUAAAGCGUUUAUCUCAAUAAAUGCUCCGAAAGAUAAAAUUAUUGAAGUUAAAAUUGUGAAAAUAGAAAAUUUCUCGUGUGACUCUGGUUGCAAUAAUAAUGGAGUGGAGAUUAAAUACAUGGGGGAUCCAAGAAUCACUAAUCCAAUUAUUUGCUGUGAGAAUCAAGUGGACCCAUCCAACAAGGGAUACAAAGCCAAGCUGAAUCCACUUUUGAUUAAUAUUUAUACAUUUCUCGGGAAAAACAAAGUGACCUUCCAUUACAGAUAUGUGAAUGAACGCUUGAGUAGCUACAAUAAAACCACAAAUGGAUAUGAUAACUAUGAAUAUUAUGCCUAA
This is a messenger RNA of Caenorhabditis elegans, 1014 nucleotides long. RefSeq names its product Zinc metalloproteinase nas-16 (gene nas-16). Gene Ontology annotation, biological process: molting cycle, collagen and cuticulin-based cuticle; proteolysis. Bases 1 to 1014 code for a protein of 337 amino acids. The record is from RefSeq and is marked reviewed. Gene Ontology annotation, cellular component: extracellular region. NCBI's taxonomy places the organism in Eukaryota, Metazoa, Nematoda, Chromadorea, Rhabditida, Rhabditidae. The transcript has 4 exons. Gene Ontology annotation, molecular function: metallopeptidase activity; zinc ion binding; metalloendopeptidase activity.